AUGAUCUACCGAACACGGUUUCUGUUGGCGGCGGAGUUCAAACAAAAGUCUCGCUGGUCAAGUGUAUGGCCUAAUAUGCGUUAUGGCGCUAUGUACCUCAACUACAGCGUUGGUAGACAGUUGCCGAUGAAAGGGGUCAACUGGGUUACGCGGGACUCUAAUCGCUUAUUGAAUUUCUCUAAUCGAUAUAGCUCAGUUAUUGCUGAUAUUGAUGUGAAAAAGACAGAAGAAGAACUUGGUGUUAAUCUUUCUGAUAUUCGCUGGAAUGAUCACCGUCGUAUCUACUGGAAAUGCUCUUUUUGUGGUUCUUCCUACCGUAAAAGUGUUUCUGUCCGUACGAAGUUUCAUGCAGGAUGUAACUUUUGUAAAGGUAGGUAUCCUUCUGAGGUACUUCGCGAGCAGCACGCAAGUCCUUCAUUAACAGAGUCCGCAGCAGAGUUAUUACCACAACUUGUAGAUAAUGAAAAGAAAGAGAAUUUAGCAACAUUAGCCCAUACUAGUAAAUUUCGAGCAGAAUGGAAGUGUCAAAAUUGUGGUGAGGCAUAUCGUUCAACUAUUCGAAGCCGCACCGGUAAAGUGGAAGAAGGACAAUGUCCAUUACAUCCGGAUAUUGUUUCUUGGUCAGCUUACUGUCCUUCAUGUUCGUGGAAGCCAAAUAUGGUUUCCAUUGCAGAUGAGGUGCAUCGCAGUGGUCAGUUCCUCGGAUUACAGGUGCCAGAGAGUACAAAACAACAACAACAGCAGCAACAAAAACCUAUUCCACGCAGGAAAAAACUUGUUUCAUAA
This is a messenger RNA of Trypanosoma theileri, 786 nucleotides long. RefSeq lists its product as uncharacterized. The transcript has a single exon. The coding region runs from base 1 to 786 and encodes 261 amino acids. The record is from RefSeq and is a predicted model, not a curated record. NCBI's taxonomy places the organism in Eukaryota, Euglenozoa, Kinetoplastea, Trypanosomatida, Trypanosomatidae.